AGGCAUUUGGAUCAGUCAUGUAUCUUCUUUUUAUUUCAGUCUCCAUUUUGGAUUCUCAGUAUUCCUUCAGAAGAGAUGGCAAGGGGACUAAUGAAACGAACAGUAUGUGCAAAGUCUGUAUUUGAAUUGUGGGGUCAUGGCAGGUCUGCAGGAGAGCUUUAUGCAUCUCUGAAGAGCUAUCCAAUGGACAAGAUGCUUCCGUAUCUACAGUCAGACUCUACAUACAAAGUACAUAUUCAUACAUUUAACAAAACGCUGACCCAAGCAGAGAAAAUAAAAAAGAUAGAUGCUCUAGAAUUUCUGCCAUUCAAUGGAAAAGUGAAUUUAAAGAAUCCAGAACACGUUUUCUGGAUUUUAGAAGAUUAUGGAAUGGACCCUAACAAUGUGCCCGAAGAGCCUCUUCAUCUGUAUUUUGGUAGAUGGAUUGCAGAUGGCCAAAGAGAACUUAUUGAGUCCUACAGCGUAAAAAAGAGACACUUCAUUGGAAAUACUAGCAUGGAUGCCUGCUUGUCUUUCAUUAUGGCAAACCAUGGAAGAGUAAAACCCAAUGAUGUUGUAUUUGAUCCAUUUGUCGGAACAGGUGGCCUUCUUAUCUCCUCAGCACACUUUGGAGCAUAUGUGUGUGGUACCGAUAUAGACUACAACACAAUCCAUGGAUUAGGCAAGGCAACCAGAAAGAACCAGAAAUGGAGGGGGCCAGAUGAAAAUAUCAGAGCUAAUCUCCGGCAGUAUAGUUUAGAGAAAUAUUACCUUGAUGCACUGGUUUCUGAUUCUUCAAAACCAAUAUGGCGAAAGGGGAUGCUGUUUGAUGCCAUCAUUACAGAUCCACCAUAUGGUAUCCGAGAAGCUACUCGCAGGACAGGUUCACAAAAGGAAACAGUUAAGUCAGCUGAAAGAAGCACAGAAAAUCAAAUCUUCAUUUCAUCCAACUAUCAUCUGAGUGACAUCUUUUUUGACCUGUUGAAGUUUGCAGCAGAGUAUCUGGUGAUGGGAGGAAGAUUAGUUUACUGGCUGCCGGUAUACAGGCCUGAAUAUACAGAAGAGAUUAUUCCCCGGCACCCGUGCCUGAAACUUGUUAGUAACUGUGAGCAGAUGCUUUCCAGCCACACAUCGAGGCGCCUGAUAACCAUGGAAAAGGUGAAAGAAUUCAAGGAUCAAGAUCAGAAUUCUUACUCAUUGGAUGGUCAAUACAUGCCGUACAAGGGACACAAUUCUUUUCGUGAGAAGUAUUUCAGUGGUGUGACAAAGAGGAUUGCCAAGGAAGAAAAAGACAACCAAAAGUAAAAUAUAAUGUAAACAGAUUAAAAAAUGAGGAAAGAAUGAAGAUCGUGUUUCUUUGUAAGGACAUCUGGAUGUGAACAUUCAUCUGGAUGCUUCAGAAAAUAAAUACUGCUUUUCAUUUUAAAACAAGAUGAAACCCACAACACAGGUUGAGAGCAGUUCUUUUUAAUUAGCUUUGUUUAUAGCAGAUUUUAUUGUACAAGUUUUUUGAGCCUUAUUUAAUUUAUAUUUGUACUUUCAAGUACUAAUGAUGAUUGACUAAAACGAUUAUUAUUGUUCUUUCACCAUUAACAUUUACAAAAAGUAGUAGUAUUAUUUGGCUUCUUAAACUGUGAACAUCUGGUUGUUUUCGAAACACGUGGUGGUGAUCAAGGAUUUGUUAUUAAGAAGAUCGCUUUCAUUUGUUUUGUUUUUUUGUAAAUGGUAUACAAUAAAAACAGCAAAGCUUGUUGUGA
Struthio camelus australis is the source of this 1736-nucleotide messenger RNA. Lineage: Eukaryota; Metazoa; Chordata; Aves; Struthioniformes; Struthionidae. The record is from RefSeq and is a predicted model, not a curated record.